AUGACGCUCGAUUAUAAUGAACAUCGAAGAGAAAUUGAGGCUGCCUAUAAAAGGGCAACCGAGUCAUCCGAUGGAGAUAAGUGGGUGAUUUUCGAUUAUGAGAGAAACUCGAACACGUUGAAAGUCUGCGAGGAAGGAACUGGAGGGCUUUCUGAAUUUGCUGAAAGCUUCAGUUCUGGGCGACUUCAAUUUGGUGUGAUUGCUGUACGAUUAAGUAGUGAUGUUCUACCUAAAAUUGUUCUUGUUCAUUGGCAAGGAGAAGGCGUUCAAACAUUACGAUUGGCCUCAGCAAGGUCGCACGCCGAAGAAUUUUGGAAAUUCUUGAAAACUGUUCAUAUAAUUCUUCACGCUCGUAGUGAAAUUGAUAUUGAACCUGAUGCGAUCCGAAAAGAAGUCUCGAAAUUGCCGUCGACAAAUACGAAUGCAAAUGUGGAAUCUUCAUAUUCGAUUCCGGAAAUACAUGAAUCGUCCUCUAAACCAACAACUAGAGAUGAGUUUUGGAAUAAAAUGAAUGAGGAGGAAAAGCGACGAAUGGCUGAAGAGAAAAAAGUUCGAGAAGAGGAAGAAAAGCGUCGUGUUGCUGAGGAAAAGUUGGUUAAUGAAAUGAAACAGCAGCAGUUCGAAGAAGAUCGCAAACGGAUUGCCGAUGAUAUUCACGCUAAGCUGCAAAUUCAGGAGAAGGCGUCUAGUAACGGAGUGGACAAGACGCCGUCGAAUACUGUUCCAGUCUCAGUUUUACCAUCCCAUAAUUCAACUCCGGUGUACACGGCUUAUGAAGUACCUCCGGUAGAUACAUCAACAUUCUCGUCACCGUAUCCUUCUUCAUCACCACCAGAUCCGCUCUCAUAUGGUUUUCAAUACGGUGUUGUGCCUAAGUACACCCCAGAGCCCGAGCCAGUCAAAAGGGCGCGUUCUAAUAUUUCAAGAGAUGAAUUCCGGAAUAAGAAGAAUGAAGAAGAAAAGAAGUAA
Messenger RNA from Caenorhabditis bovis, 969 nucleotides. NCBI's taxonomy places the organism in Eukaryota, Metazoa, Nematoda, Chromadorea, Rhabditida, Rhabditidae. The record is from the annotation of a GenBank genome assembly.